UCUAUGUACCCCGAACGGUCUGUGCUAUUUCCCGUCCUACCGGUUUACUCAAACGCUCGUCGUUACAUCUGUCCUUGCUUCGAAUGUCAGCUUCCAGGUGUUCGCUUGUUGACUGGCACUGAAGAUAGUUCUCAAAUGUUCCCAUGCACUGUAAGCUUAUUAGGUGAUUUUUAG
This is a messenger RNA of Protopolystoma xenopodis, 174 nucleotides long. The record is from the annotation of a GenBank genome assembly. NCBI's taxonomy places the organism in Eukaryota, Metazoa, Platyhelminthes, Monogenea, Polystomatidea, Polystomatidae.